AUGCAGGUCGAACUUUUGAAAUUGAUGAUUUUAACUGUCUUCUUGAUACAUCAUAUUCUUUUAGAUGGAAUCAAGAAAAGCAGAAAUCUACUUUACAUUCAGCAAAUAAUCAAUGUGGUACAAACGGAACUUGCUCAAUUUUUCAUCAAAGAAUGGAACUCUCGUUACAAAUUAACACAUGGAGAAUGGGACGAUACCAUAAAGAGUGGUAAAAAAUUUUGCACUUUAGAAUCGGGUAGGAAGUUGGAUAAAACACUAAAGUUAAAAUAUCAAGAUGGAGACACAAGUAAAUGGGACUGCACAACAUUAUUCGAUGCUAUACUUUUUUCAAAAUCGAUUAGCAGACAUCUUGAUAAAAAAACAAAGGAUGCUGUUCAUGCACUUCGUGGUGAAAGAAACAAAGACGCACAUUGGUAUGAAAGCGAAUACUCAGAUGAUGAUUUUGAUAAAAUAGUCAAUAUCAUUGAAAAAUCAUUUCAAGAUUUGAAAUUUUCUCUCGAUGAAAUCAAUAAAAUAAAAAAUCAUCGUAACAGUUUUAAUUCGUUUCAAGUUUUUCCUUCAAAACCUAAACAUUUUCUCGUUGAACGCAUCGAAUUACGAGAUAAAAUCAUAAACGAUCUUAAAAAAUUAAGGAAUGAUAACAAUAACGAACUGACAAUGAAAAUUUUUCCGCCAAAGAAAGUCAAGAACCUUCGAUCGUUAGUAUCUGCUCGAUUGAAAUUCUGGCAAAAUUGGUUGAUUAUUGUCGACAACGUUGUGCAACUGAGCGAAAUUUCUUCGUUACUACCACAAGUAGGUGAUCAUAUGUGGAAAAAUGGACAACUAAUAAUAACUGUUCAGAAUACAGAUGCCGUACCUUACGAUGAAUUAUCCAGCAAACAUAUUUCUAUCAGUAAAGGAUUGAAUGACAGAGAAUGUUGUCAAUUGUUGAAUUCUUACACUAAAGAUGAAAAUGCUGAUGAUCAAUUGUUGAAUGAAGUAUCGCACGCCUUAGAUCGUCAACCGCUGUCUUUGGCUGCUACUGGUUAUUAUGUCAGUCGUGUAAACAAAGCAAACUGUUCAUUUACUUGGAAAGAAUAUUUAAAGAAAAUAUCUUUAGAAGAAGAAGAAAACAUGAGCGCCACUUUUGUUAAAUUCAACUCGGUAUAUCCUAGAAGUAUGUUACAAGCUUCACUUUUAGCUGUCAAACAAAGUGCAGAAGAAUCCUCAAUAUUAGCACUGGUUAUUAGCUUUUUUUCUAUGAUAUCAUUUGAUCCUUUACCACGAGACAUUAUGGUUUAUUAUGUUCAACAAAAUGAUCCCAAACAAGCUGAGGAAGAUAUAUGUCUUUGUUUAGACGAAUGCUCAUUGUUCUUGCAUUCAGAAAAUAAUGACAUUAGUCUACAUCGUAUUGUUCACAAAGCAAUUAUUGAUUAUCAAUCUGAACAUUCAAAUGAAGAACAUGAAAUGGAAGCUAAUGUUGAUCAAAUAUCUGAAGCACUUUACAUGUUUAAAGAGAGAGACGACGAAAUCAAAUUAAUGCCACAUGGUAAUGUGUUUUAUGAAACUGGAAACUACGACAAAGCUAUAGAGUUUCAUGAAAAAGCUCUGGAAAUUCAAAAACAAUCGUUAGGUCCAAAUCAUGUUGAUGUCGCUGGGUCUUUAAACAAUCUUGGUAAUGUGUAUAAAGAUACUGGAAACUACGACAAAGCUAUAGAGUUUCAUGAAAAAGCUCUGGAAAUUCGAAAACAAUCGUUAGGUCCAAAUCAUGUUGAUGUCGCUACGUCUUUAAACAAUCUUGGGAGUGUGUAUAGAGGUACUGGAAACUACGACAAAGCUAUAGAGUUUCACGAAAAAGCUCUCGAAAUUCGAAAACAAUCGUUAGGUCCAAAUCAUGUUGAUGUUGCUGCGUCUUUAAACAAUCUUGGUAUUGUGUAUAUUAUAACUGGAAACUACGACAAAAGUAUAGAGUAUUAUGAAAAAGCUCUGGAAAUUCAAAAACAAUCGUUAGGUCCAAAUCAUGUUGAUGUCGCUAGGUCUUUAAACAAUCUU
Xenia sp. Carnegie-2017 is the source of this 2031-nucleotide messenger RNA. RefSeq lists its product as uncharacterized. The annotation marks the transcript as partial. Gene Ontology annotation, cellular component: kinesin complex. The record is from RefSeq and is a predicted model, not a curated record. Gene Ontology annotation, molecular function: protein binding. The transcript has 3 exons. NCBI's taxonomy places the organism in Eukaryota, Metazoa, Cnidaria, Anthozoa, Malacalcyonacea, Xeniidae.